This is a messenger RNA of Cuscuta epithymum, 5162 nucleotides long. Lineage: Eukaryota; Viridiplantae; Streptophyta; Magnoliopsida; Solanales; Convolvulaceae. The record is from the annotation of a GenBank genome assembly.
CUACAAAACCUGCAAAAAAUAAUUCAAAUUUCAUAAAAUUUUGAUAUAUAAUGUAAAAGAUUAAGAGUGAUUUGUGUUGACCAAGUGAAUAGUAAAUGUAUCUUAUAAAAUGGGACAGAGGGAGUACUUUUUUAUAAUUAGAAUAUUUUUAUUUGGACUUACCUCACUUUUAAAUCAAUUAGGCUAGAUAAAACUGAAUCAACCAAUUAUAUACUAGGUGCAGCUAUAGUUUGAGAUGAAUCGAUUGAAGGUUAGUAAUGGCAAACAUUUGUAUGAAUCCAUUGGAGAGAGUGUGUACUAGGUGCAGCUAUACUUUGAGACGAAUCGAUUGGUGGUUAGUAAUGACAAACAUUUGUAUGAAUUAGUUCGUGCUACUUGUAUACUUUUUUUGUACACUUUUGUUGUACACACCACUUACUUGCUUGUCUACACAUGAGCUUCGGAACAAAUCGGGUAUGUACAACAAAUGUGUACAAAAAAAGUGUACAAACGACUUUUUCCUAAUCUUAUACUCCGUAUAAUAAAGAUGUUUGGGAGUUUGUGCUACGAGUAAAACCAUAAAGACUUGUACUGCUAUUUCAUAUGUAGUCCACUUGCUAAUCUUUUAAUGUGUACUGGUAUGAUUACUCCUCGGUCCAGUCUAAUCGAGAUGUCUGGAUCUACCUUACUCAUGUGUUUAACACAAUUCAAAGCCAUUGAGUUACAAAAUUGGAACCCAGGCCAUACAGACAUGCCUUUAAUUUUGUUCAUAUUGACAUAUGACAUGGAGUUGCGUUUUCUCUAUCAGCACGCGAGUUUUGAUUAAUGCUGAGUCGAGGUAAAAAGUGCUAAAAAGAAGUGAAGAUUAAUAAUUUAAUACCUCUCAUUAAUUACUCGUAGCAUUUAGGAAUACACCCAUAUUAUUUAUUGGUGCCUUAAUUUAAUACUCCCUCAGUCACAAAAAGUAUGAUACACUUACUUUUGGCACACCAUUUAAUAAAAGUAGCCGAAUGCUAGGGUUGUUCCUUUUUUACCCUUUGCCGGGUACAUGGACCGUCACCUCCGAUCCUCAUAACAAUAAUUCUACAGUUGUAAACCGAUCGUUUUGUUUCAAAAACAGAAGCUGUAAAUCGAUCAUAUUAAUACCGAGCAUUAUUAUACCGCAUCUCAAAAUGUUAACACGUGUGAUUAGAUUAAUUUUCUUUUGCUUGAGGUGUCCCAAUCCUUUCACUGUAGUGCUCCUUAUCCAAAAUUACAUAGUAAUGUAUCUCCACUUACAUACCAAUAACGAGCUCCACUCAAUUACAAGUAUCCUCUCUUAUACAAAGCAUUUUUCUUUACGAAGUAUGAAGAGAUUCAAGAAAUUGCGAAUCAGAUUCAAGUUGGAGAAGCAUAGUUGUUCGAAAAGCAUUUAUGAACAGCAAGAUUAGUCUUUUUAUGAUUGGAGUUAUCAACAACAAAAGAUCUUUCCGGGUGUUUAUCUUUCACUAAGUGAGAAGACAAAAGAGCGCCGAGUGUUGUUAGUUCAACAACAAAAGAUCAUUUAGUGUGUUAAUAUUACUCCGUCUUUAAUAAAAGGAAUAUAUUGAGACCCAGUAAUCAAUAAUGGCACAAGAAUUAAAAGCUUCGGGUUCAUCAAAUAAUAAAUGCAGAAGGAGAAUGACGUGAAUAAUGGGUGCGCCGGAAGGGCAAGAGGGGAAAGUAAAAAGUUUAAUUUGGAAAGUGUUCAUAUUUUUGGGACAACCGUAAAAGGAAAAUGUAUCUUACAAAAUGGGACGGAGGGAGUACUUAAUUAACAGAGUUAAUCUUGAUACUAAUUUUACCAUUUAGGCAUGAAAUCUUGCAUUGCAUGUUUAGUUAAGAGUUAGGCUAUGUUUGGCGGGCAUAAGUCCCUGACUUCUAGCUUUUGUACUGUUCAAAAAGUUCCUAAAAGCUUCUAGUUGUGUGUUUGACAUUACAAUAUUUAAGAGCUUUUCAAAAAUUAAAAGAUCUUUUUUAGAUGCUAUCGGGAGUAUCAUCUAAGAAAAGCUAGUGACUUUUAGUAUUAAUUAAUCCUAACAGCUUGUAUACCAAAGCGAACUAAGGGUAUGUUUGGCAAAUGGCUUAUCAGCCGGCUUUUAGCUUGUUUGACCCAUUUCAGCUGUUUGAUUGGUCAAAGAAGCUAAUAAUGAUGUUUGGUAAAUGGCUUUUAAAAUUAGCUUGUUGAGUUUGAAAAGCUGAAAAAAUGGAUUGUUGAAGAAGCUAAGGGGAGCAGCUUCUUCAUUCGGCUGGUUCAAUUUACACUCUAUCAGCCAUUUCGAAACAACCAAUUUUACCAAACAGUUAUCUAUAAUCAGCUAACAUAACCAGCCGGUCAAAACAGCUAACACAACCAGCUGUUAGGAAACAGCUGACACAACCAGCUAACAACAACAGCUAACAGCCAUUUGCCAAACAUACCCUAAAUCAAACAGUCAGCUUUUCAUCAAACAGCUAUCACCUUUUAUUUUUAAGAUCUUUUCAGUCACUAAAAGCUAAUAGCUAUUAAAAAGCUCACAAAAGUAUCUUUUCAGCUAGUUGUGUCAAACAUGCCCUUAGUUGAAAACACAACUUAUUAGAGCAUCUCCAUUCAUUAUUUUAAAAUAAAUGAUUUUUCUAUUAAGAUAUUUUUACUUGAAAUGUAAUUUGAUGAUCUGGUCUGGUUUCUUUGUAUUUUUAUAACUAUCCAAAUCUGAUCUGGGACAAAUUACAGUCCAAAUAAAAACAUCCUUACACAUCAUUGUCACAUCACAUUUACUCGAUAAAUUUUAAAUAAUUUCAAAUCUUAAAAACUCUUCAUCAACCACGAUACUCAAAUAAUUAGUUUUUCUAGACCAUGCAUUAAAUGUAAUUUAACUACAACCUAAAAUAAUCCGGGAUCCAAAAUCUUGAUACUCGAUUUUCUUUUUCAAUAAUCUUCUCAAAUAAUCUAAUGGAUGGGGAUGCCUUUAUUGAAUAAAAAUUUGCUUAAUCAUUGAGCUUUGAUACAACAUAAUGGUCUUUCCUUAGGGCAUCACCAUUGGUUAGUUUAUUUCAAGAUUAAUUAGAUGACGUGGUAGAUUAUUUCAAAUAUUAACAUUGAGGUAAAUAGAUUAUUUAGGUGGAUUAUUUAAAAAGAAAAUCCGGUAUCAAGAUUCAAACCCCGGAUUAUUGUAGAUUAUAGUUAAAACACAUUUAAUGCAUGUCAUAGAAAAAUUGAUUAUAUGAAUAUCAUUGUUGAUGAGUAAUUUUAAGUUUUGAAAUUAUUCAAAAUUUAAUGCGUAUGAAUGAUGCGGCAAUUAGGUGUACUAGAAAAACAAAUUAUUUGAAUAUCGUGAAUGGGGAUGCUCUUAGGACCCAUAAUACGAUGUCUUUUAAACAUAUUUUUAAAUCCAUCAUCAUACAAGUUUAUGUUAGGGUCUGUUUGCAACAGCUUCUGCUUUUAAAAAAGUGCUUUUUUUAAUGAAAUGGGGAGAAGUGAUUAAAUAAAAGUUGAUAGUGUUUGAGAAAAAAGUGAUUUUGAAAAGUAAAAGUGGGUAGUGUUUGGUAAAAUAAGUGUUUUUUGUGUAAUAGAAAAGUAAAAGCACUUUUGACGCGGAAGCCGAGAAAAAUAAAAGUUGUAGUGUUUGGGAAAAUAAGUGCUUUUUUAAAGCCAAAAGCUGAGAAGUGCUUUUUUAAAAGCAGUUGCAAACCAACCCUUAAUAAGUGACAUUACUCAUACUCAUUGACAAUGUAUCCUACAAUUCUUCCGAAAUCAUGAGUAUUUCACAAAAUCCGGAUUAUGUAUCAAACACACAAAAUAAGCAUUCUCAUAUACAGUAUUAGUAUGGACUAGACUUAGUAAUACCAUAAUAAACAGCCCUAAGCCCCUGAGUAUUAUUAUGUAUAUGUAUGAAGGCAUAGAGAAGUAUCAUUGUAAGGAAAUUGCUAUAAAUAGGAGUAAAAUAUAGACAAAUCGGACAUACAGGACGAACUACGGUUAUUUCAAAAAUAUGAGUUAUUUGGUGCUAUUAAGAACAUAAUUUUUUAAAUUAGAGGUAAAUGAGUCCUAUCUAAAAAGAAAACAAUUACAUUCCUAUUUAAUUUGCACGCUUUAUUUAUAUUUUAGUCAUACUUAAGCUCUUAUCUAUUACUACGAAUUAAAAAUGUUGUAUUCUUAUAACAAGUAUACUACCACACAAAUGUCAAAAUUAAGUAACAUGUAUACUACUCCGUAAGUAUGUAACCAAGAAGUUAACAUUAACACGGAUAUUUUAGGUGUCAUAUAUUUAUCGGUAAUAAUUACAUGAUUAUAUCUUAUCACACAACAAACAUGGCACACAUAAAAUCUGAUUAAUGUUAACCUUUCUUCAAGCUCAGGAAAAUUUGAUUAAUUUAUUACCGUAGUAAUUAAUUAAUAAACUAAUGGAAGUGGGGGAAUUUGUGGUUAGGGGACCUGCCGACCUGGUUGAUAAGGUAAAGGGCAUUACUGGUAACCUUUGCGAUGUUUCGGAUCUUCCGUUUCACGUCGGUUCUCACGGUCUGAGACACGUCCUUAAACCCGUCGAGGCACGUAUCCUCGUUGGUCAACGCGGCGCUGACCCAGGUCUCCACGUUGCUCACCUGCCACUCGAAAUCUAUCCCUCGCCGGAGAUGCUUCAGCUCCGCCACGCUCAGCCGCAGCUCCUCCAUCGCGUCGCCCAUCUGCUCCACGCAGUCCUUCAGCGCCGCCCUCUCCCGUACGCUGCCGCCCCUGACUCCGCUCAGAAACUCCGACGUUUUCUUCACCCGGACGAGGCUGACUAGGACGGCGGCCUGGGCCAGGUCCCUCGGCGUCUUCACGGCGGGGCCGCCGUAGGAUGAGAGCGUGCGGUAGCAGAUCUGCGGGUAGCUGGCGUUCAGGCAGGAUUUGCGGACCAGAUUGUUCGCUGCGAGGGAAGACGCCGGUGAUGAUGAUGAGGAUGCGAGUUGCGCCGCCGGCGGUGGAUUGGUUCUGGCGGCGGCGACUAAGGUUGAGAAGAGGAGGAGAGGUUGUAGGAGGAGGACACAAAAUCGCAAACCCAUUCGAUCUGUUUUCAAAUGAAUCCGAUUAUUUCGGCAGUCCGUAACAGAGAGAGGUGAGUAUAUGUAUGGACUGUGGAGAGUGGAGUGCUAAUCUGAAGAAUAUGGCGGAGUGUGAGGGAGCAGGGCAUUAAAACUUGGCGAAU